ACCGCACGAGACAAUUUGUUUAGUGCGUUUAUCCCAUCAGGUUUCGAUAAAACCAGCAGAAAAAUGGCCCUCGCUAAACCAAAAUCCGAGCUGACCCCGGAGGAGCUCGCCCGCCAGGAGGAAGAGGAAUUCAACACCGGCCCGCUGUCCGUGCUAACCCAGUCGGUGAAGAACAACACUCAGGUACUGAUUAACUGCCGCAACAACAAGAAACUGCUCGGACGGGUCAAAGCCUUCGAUCGGCACUGCAACAUGGUGCUGGAGAACGUCAAAGAAAUGUGGACCGAAGUUCCGCGGACCGGCAAAGGCAAGAAAAAGGUCAAACCCGUCAACAAGGACCGGUUCAUCUCGAAGAUGUUCCUGCGAGGCGAUUCGGUCAUCCUGGUGCUGCGAAAUCCGCAAGCCACCGCAGCAGGGAAGUAAAAUGUAAGCUCUAGAUCCGUAAGAUUUCUUAUUUUUUAAAGUAAAUGUGUAUUUCCACCCACUGAAUUGGAGAAUAAACUGAAUAAUAAUGGAAAAUCGUA
Molecule: messenger RNA, 524 nt
Organism: Ochlerotatus camptorhynchus
Lineage: Eukaryota; Metazoa; Arthropoda; Insecta; Diptera; Culicidae
Gene: SmD2
Product: small ribonucleoprotein particle protein SmD2
Exons: 2
Coding region: 64-423 (119 amino acids)
Biological process (GO): spliceosomal snRNP assembly; RNA splicing
Cellular component (GO): U5 snRNP; U4/U6 x U5 tri-snRNP complex; U1 snRNP
Molecular function (GO): RNA binding
Source: RefSeq, a predicted model, not a curated record